Salmo salar (Atlantic salmon) is the source of this 3034-nucleotide messenger RNA. RefSeq names its product interleukin-10. Gene Ontology annotation, biological process: immune response. Gene Ontology annotation, molecular function: cytokine activity. The record is from RefSeq and is a predicted model, not a curated record. NCBI's taxonomy places the organism in Eukaryota, Metazoa, Chordata, Actinopteri, Salmoniformes, Salmonidae. Gene Ontology annotation, cellular component: extracellular region.
UUCAAAUCUAUUUAAAUGUCUAUACCAGGAAUUUCUCUCUAUUUCUGUCUAUGGUCUAGAUGAUGUAGAGAAUUGGAAUGAGGAGGAAGUAAAUUACACAGUCAGAACUUUCCCCAACGCAACAGACAUGUAAAUGACUGAAUAUGUUGCAUCAUGAACAUCAAGUUUACGGAGUUAACCCUAGUUCUGUCAGGAACUCCCUCCCCCUUCCCCCGAAUCACCAGAUCACAUCACAAAGGAAAUAGGUGAGGAUAGAGUUUCUCAGGGUAUAAAUGAUGAAGGGUUGAGGCCAGACAGUACACAUGCUCUCCUGUCUGCUGCUGAACAGGACAUCUACAGGACAAGGAGAACCAGUAGACUCCAGCACCAGACGGUGUCAAGACCAGAGGAUCAGUAUCUCCAGCACCAGUAGACUCCAGGACCAGAGGAUCAGUAUCUCCAGCACCAGUAGACUCCAGGACCAGAGGAUCAGUAUCUCCAGCACCAGUAGACUCCAGGACCAGAGGAUCAGUAUCUCCAGCACCAGUAGACUCCAGGACCAGAGGAUCAGUAUCUCCAGCACCAGUAGACUCCAGGACCAGAGGAUCAGUAUCUCCAGCACCAGUAGACUCCAGGACCAGAGGAUCAGUAUCUCCAGCACCAGUAGACUCCAGGACCAGAGGAUCAGUAUCUCCAGCACCAGUAGACUCCAGGAUGUCUCCCUGCUCUCUCCUCCUAUCCCUGCUGCUGGCUGCAGCGCUGCAGUGUGAGCAUGCCCAGUGCAGACGUGCACCGUGCUCCGACCGUUGCUGCUCCUUUAUAGAGGGCUUCCCCGUCAGACUGAAGGAACUCCGCACCGCCUUCUCCACCAUCAGAGAUUACUACGAGGCUAAUGAUGAGCUGGAGACACCUCUUCUAGACAAGGGGAUUCUAGACCACAUCAAGAGCCCGGUGGGGUGUCACACUAUGGACAGCAUCCUGAAGUUCUACCUCAACACGGUGUUGCCCAACGCCAUGAACAACAACAACGGAACACACAACUUUAAAUCUCCCAUCGACUCCAUCGGAAACAUCUUCCACGAGCUGAAGAAGGAGAUCGUCCAAUGCAGGAACUACUUCUCCUGUAAGAAACCGUUUGACAUCAACAACUUCAUCUCCUCAUAUAAAAAGAUGCAGGAUAAGGGCCUUUAUAAGGCAAUGGGAGAGCUGGACCUGCUCUUCAACUACAUUGAGGAGUACCUGGUCUCUCAGAGACCCAAACACUGACCCCUAACCACUACCUCAGCCAACCAGGACACACUGACCCUGAGCAUGGACCAACCAGAAUUACCCAGAGUGCUGUAGAUAACCUCAAACCUCUAAUAACCUCCAACCCUAAACCUCUAAACUGCAUGUUCAGUCCAGGAAGGAAUCUGUGUCUUUGCGGAAGCGAGACUAAAGGAACCUUUUUUCAAACAUUCAAUAGAAGUCCUCCCGUUAGUGUUUAAUCUUACUCUUUAGUCGUUCUCGAAGACCGACUCUCUAAAGUCCUGAAGACCUAAUAAUUAUAAUAUUUACCAUUUAUUAAGAGAUGAUUUUCUUAUCCUAAUUCGUGUUCAGUACAGUACUGCCUUUAUACAUUUUAGUAUGCACGGGCCCAGUGGGAAGUCAACCCGUGUUCAUGACCUAAUAAGCGCCAUGCUCUACCAACUACGCCACACAGGAACUUCUCACUAAAGUCCUGAACCACAUUCAUCAUCAGCAUCAUGUUUAUUAAUCAGUCAUAUUGACUAAAACAUUCUGCUGUAAAGUAUCAUUUUGUAUCGAUUCUCAUGAUUAACACUUUCUGGAAGUCCUUCUUCAGAUAAUCGAGUACAUUGAACUAAAAUAUAAAUAAAUGCAGCAUGUAACAAUAUUCAAAAGAUUUGACUUGAGUUACAGUUCACAUAAAGGAAAUCAGUCAAUUUAAAUAAAUUCAUUCGGCCCUAAUCUAUGGAUUUUCACAUGACUGGGAAUACAGAUAUGCAUCUGUUGGUCACAGAUACCUUUAAAAAAAAAAAGGUAGGAGCGUGGAUCAGAAAACCACCAUUUGCCUCAAGCACAUCUCCUUCGCAUAGAGUUGAUCAGGCUGUUGAUUUGUGGCCUGUUGAAUGUUUCCCCACUUCCUCUUCAAUGGCUGCGUGAAGUUGCUGGAUAUUGGCUGGAACUGGAACACGCCCGUCGUACACGUCGAAUCAGAGCAUCCCAAACAUCCUGAGUGAAUAUGCAGGCCAUGGAAAGAACUGGGCCAUUUCCAGGAAUUGUGUCCAGAUCCUUGAGACAUGGGGCCGUGCAUUAUCAUGCUGAACCAUGAGGUGAUGGUGGCGGAUUAAUAGCAUGACUAUGGGCGUCAGGAUCUCGUCACGGUAUAAAAUUGCCAUUGAUCAAAAUGACAAAAUUGCACAUCUUUGAGUGGCCUUUUAUUGUCCCCCAGCACAAGGUGCACCUGUGUAAUAAUCAUGCUUUUUUUAAUCAGAUUCUUGAUAUGCCACACCUGUCAGGUGGAUGGAUUAUCUUGGCCAAGGGGUAAGCAACAUUUGAGCGAAAUAAGCUUUCUGUGAGUACGGAACAUUUCUGCGAUCUUUUUAUUUCAGCUCAUGAAACAUGGGACCAACACUUUACAUGUUGCGUUUUAUAUUUUUGUUUAGUGUAGUUUGGAUAUUAGCAUUAUCAUGAUGUGAUGUUAUUCUAACCACGAUGUGGUAAGGAAUCAUAUACUGGCCUGUAAUAAUGAUUAUUACGAAUGACCGUGUUUACAACAUAUUGUGGCAUUUUAAAAAUAUAUCCUAUUUUUAUUACCAAUGUCACUACUGAUUUGAAUUAAAUCUGUCUUUGUAAUAAAGUGGAAUUUUGCACCAUAAUUUAUUAAUUGGAUAAUGUUGAAAGCGUAUUUUGUUUUGUAGAAGAAUCAAUAACUGCCACCUCUUCAUGGUCUAUGUUUUUGACUAAUAAUUAGCUCCCCUGGCAUUUUAAAUAGUUGUGCCUAAAUGUUUGUGAGGUAGAAUGUAUUUAUUUUUUUUAAAACAACUUUGAAGUG